AUGAUUCCCUUGUUGCCGCUGCUCGGCCUCACCAGCCUAUCAGGUUCAUUUUUUAAUCUGGAAAAUAGUUGAUUGGUUUUAAAAAGAACUAAAUGAGGACGAAAAAUUUAUAAUUAAACCCCCAGGCGUUUCGAUUUGUUGAAAGAUUCCGAGAAUCACUGGUCAAUUUACCUUCAAACAAGUACCUCUCCGCUUUUCCUCCGAAUGCUGUAAGCAAUGAAGUUUUAAAAAAGUUCCCGCCAUUUUUGGAAAGUAUGGAGGGUCUGUAAUACACUAUAAAUUCAUUAAUUUCGACGUUCCAUGAGGUUUUAUAAAAAGAUUUACCAGGGAAAAACGGAAUUCGAUGCAAAAAAUACUAAUUCAAGUAAGUUCGAGUUGCGGGAAAACCGCGGAAAAUAAUUUUCGGCUUUAUUUCAUACGACCUCAAGAUGUAAUACUUCCUAGCGUUUUUUCUAUUAAUUUUGAAUCAAAAUAAAAUCGUUAGAGAUCUAAAAAUCAUUUAUAAUCAAUCCAAAAAAAAGCCUCGGAUAGUUUCAGUCAAGUCUAAUCUUAUACAGAAUUCAAAUAGAUUUGCUUACGGGAGUACUUCAUUUCCUACAAGAAAACGCAUAAAUACAUAAUUAUCAUACGAGAAACGCAUUCAAAAACCGCGCAAAGCUGUUUUUUUUUUUCGAGCUCAAAUUUCCAUUUUUCAGCGUUUCACGUCGGGAUAUCACCGCCCUCCGAUGGAUUUUUACUCGUCCACCCGCAUCAAAAAACCAAUUUUUCAACCAUUUUCGUUCCGGUGAGUCAUUUUUCAAUUAUUUGGGGGAAUAAGUUGUUUUGAAUUCUGUGAAAGUCUAAACUUUCAACGUUGAACGUCCUCUUUUUAUUGUUUUUGUAAUAGUUUUUCUCUUACCUUCAAAAUUUCGAACCAUUUUUUUUAAAAAUCAGUACUAGUUUUUUUUUUUCAUUUUUCAAAGUUUGAACCUAUUUUAAAGGAAAUAUCUCAAUUUCUAAUGUUUCAUCUUUUUAUAAUUUUUUGUGCCCUCAGCAUCUCUCUUACAUUUUUUUGAUGUGUUUUUUUGUAAUUUCGCAGUCCUUUUUUUGAUUCAAAAAAAGUUCCAUUCGAAAAAUUUCCAUAUCCAGUGAAAACCAUCUUUCAGAGUAUAUCUUUAAUAAAAUGGACAUUGCCUGUUCAAAAAAACUGUUUCUCUAUUGAAAAAUUCGCUAAAGUUUUUUUCCUCAUGUUAUUCUAUUAUUUCUCCAGGUUUUUAAUAUUUAGAAAAAGCUCGGAAAAAUAUAAGGCUUUCUCAGUUUACUUUUUUGUCUGGCUUAUUCUUUUUUUUCCAAGUUAGUAUUACAUAAACCAGUCAUUUUCUCCAAAAAGACACUUUUUUGCCAACAUAAACAUUAGGGUUGUAUAAACGCGUCCUCGUUCAAAAAGAAAGCUUUUAGGCCUGAAGGAAGUCGAGUCUCUAAACAUUGCCUUUUGAAGGAAGUUGAGUCUCUAAACAUUGCCUUUCCUAUACUUCUCUGAAAAAGAAGGGUUUUUUGGGCUUUGAGGACACUUAUAAACAUUUCCUUUCGAAGCUUCUUUUUGAAGAGAUCUUGACCAAAAAUCAAUCACUUUCUCUGUCUCUCCAAAAAAAAAGGAGAGAACUGUCUUUUAGGUCUGCAUAUGUAUGAAAUAAACUUGUGUGAGAGUGAAGAAACUCUCUCUUUUUCAACGUCGUCUUCUUCUUGAUAUUUUCUCUCUCCAUAAAAUUGUUUUAAAAAUUGAUCAUUUUCCAUCAAUUGACAACUUUAUUGCCUUCUCUCGGCUAGGUAGACAUCCACUUCGGUUACAAACUAGGGGUUCAUUAUCAGAUAACUUCUUUUCGCGUCAUAUAACUCUUUGGAACAUAUUAAUAACCAAAUUAAAUUUUUCGUGCCACCCCAAAACUUUAAAAGAUGAAUUAUCUAGGAUAGCUGUUAGCGAACUUAUUAUCAACAUCCCCAAUCGUCUUUUAUAGUUUAUCAUUUUUUUUGUUCUUCUCUUUUGCGAACGGUCGCCAUGCUGCUCGUUAGGGCACCAUAUGACCUUCUUAGCUUUGUUGUCUGUCCAAUGUUAUAUUAUUUCCUUUCUAUCUGUAUCUUAAUUAUUUGCGUUGUUCUGACAAUAAAGAAAUAAAUAAAAAACUGUCAAUAUUACCAUUACAAAUUGAUUUAAAAUGCUUUUUUCUCGUUUCUAUUCGUUUCUCAGGAAAUAUGUCGUUUUAAAAUGUUUAGUUCCCUUCAUCGCUGUUAGUGAGGUUUGUUUAUUUUUUUCUAGGAUGACUGCCCAAUAUCGCGAGAAAUGCGUGUUUCGGUACGGGCCGGCGACAGAGAGCAUUCGAGUCGCGUCAUUCCGAAACUUCCUGUCCGAUGCUCCGUCCGCGUCUUCCUCGCCAAACGCGACGUCGACGUGGUUAGUCUACUUUCCAAAUUAUUCGAUCGAAGCGAAAUUCUUUCGGGCCGGAAAAAUAUUUUUAAAGUGGAAUUAAAAAUCAAAUUCAGCUUCGCAAGAAAGUUUAGGAACGGCUUUUUAGGUUGGUGUUAUUCAAAUAUUGGAGAAUGAGGGUUAAAUAUUCAUAAAACUAGGAGGCGCAAAGCCUUGCCCCUUCACGCCACCAAAAUGACGAUUUUUUUGUUGCAGAAACGGUUUUGAGGCGUUUAUACUAACUAAAGUCCCACUUUAAAAAUAAACUGUUUCUGUUAAACUAUGUAAUCGACAACGCUCUACAAGACUGAAAAAAACUUUUUAAACUAUGUAUUUUUUUCAAAAAAAUAAGCGAAAAAAAGUAAGAUUUAACACGAAAAAAACUGACAAGUUUCACAAAAAUCGUCGCGUUUCAGAAAAACCAAGUGAGGAACGCUUCUAAAUUUUAAGUAUGUUAUACAUUAACACUUUCUUUAUUUUUUUUGAAUAAAAAAAUUUAAAAAAAUCUAACGACGCGAAAAAAAAAUCGAAGCUUGUAAAGUGACACCAAACUUUGAAGCUGAAAUGCGAAAAAAGUUUCAGCGACAUGGUAUACUUUUUAUUUGAUUUAAAAAAACUCACAAUGUGUUCAAAAAUAAAAAUUCAGAAUGAAAAUAAUUAUUGGGACAGCGAAUCAAAUUAUAUUUGAGUUUUACCAAAAACCUCCUUUUUUUCGUCUGCCUCGAAAAAAUGGCAAUUUUUUUUGAAAUUUUGGAAGAAUUCGUGCAAGCAUUCGUAGCUGUGUUUGCGUCAAACACACCGAUGCGCCAUUUUAAAUGUUGCAGGAGCCGUUUUUCGGCGUCAAAUUGCACUUUUUCCUGUUUUAUUUCGAAAUAACAUUAUUUUUCAUUUUUUCUUUCUUCCAAAUCGAAUGAUAAUAAUUUUUCAGAUUAGAAAAACGAAAAAUAAGCUAAAAAUUCCUUCUGCCCUUUUUUCUAAGUAGUUUUUUGAUAUUUUGUCAAAAAUUCUUAUGAGGAUUGUACAAAAGAUUCAUACCAAAACAUGAGGCUCAGCUCGGACAACCUCUCAAAACAGAAAACCAAUUCGAAAACGGUUCAGAAAUGCGUAAAAACAUUUAAAAAGAAAGCGUGCGGCAGCGGGUAAACCGUGAGAUUUUGCCUCCAGUUGUACGCCGCGCGCGCUCGUUUUUUGGCCAUAACUUUUUUCUUAGUGGAGCUUUUUUCAAAAAACUAAACGGAUUAUGAAAAUGGACAGUCUCUUCUAUCGAACAAUGUGAAAAACAUAUUUUUUGGAUCGUUUUGAAGAAAUGGCUUGCGGACCCUACAUAAAACCUUUCACAAAGUUUCAAGCAUGGGUUUUUGACUAUUUGCUGUUUUUAAAAUUUUUUUCGGAGGUCAAAGAAAAAUGAAGCAAAAGGACCGAUUAAAUACAUUACAACGCUAUCAAAAAUUUCUAUAUUUCAAAAAAACAUUAAAGUUAAAGAAUGCAUGUAUAACUUUCCUCAUUACUAAAAUUUAUUUUCACUUUUUUUUCUCUUUCAUUUACUUAAUUGUCCAAUUUCUCAUCUGAUCUUUUAUUCUGCUCUUGCAUUUAGUAGCAGAUCUGCUUGAAAUUCUUUUCUCAUUUCAGCGAAAAUGACAUUUCUUGACAAUCGUAAAGAGCCUCAAAAUAUCUGAAGGCCUUUUUAGUUCCCAUUGUGGGGAGCAGUAAAUAUAUAUCAUUCUUUAUUGGGGGCAUUCAUGGCUGCUGUGAAAAGAAGGGAGACCUAUGAAGCUAAUCAAGAAAAAAGAACGAGAAUUUUUUUUCUAUUCAUUCUUCAUUAAUUAUUGGUUCUUUUAAAAAUUGCAUUGCAAUUAUUGAAUUUUUUUCGUAAGAGAGGGGUUUUUUUGGAAUGAUAAUCAUUAUGGUGAGCCGCUACAAAAAAAAGUGGAAAAAUUCAUGAUUUUUUGAGUCUUUUUUGUAAAAUAGUUUCAUAGUAUGUUCAAAAACAUAUUUUACUUCAAAAAAGCGAUCUUUUUUCAUGUAAAACUAUACCAUUGUGAAUUUUGAACUCAGCGUGUUUGAUUUUGAAAUUUUAUACCUGAAAUAUCCGAGAAAGUAAAGCUAGAUUGUCACUUGACACGAGUAACCGAUUUUCGGACCUCUAGAAAGCUCAAAUGUCAGAGAAUACGUGUUUUUUCGUAUUUUCAUUUUUUUGAUGGAGGGUUGAGGACUGCACUAACUUCUGCUGCAGGAGACAAGUCCAACAAGGCCAGAAAAGAGUUUUUGAAAAUGUCUCAACGACUUUUUCUUGACUUUUUUAGCAGAAAAAGAAGAGCUUCAGUACUGAAUGAUCAUUUUAAAACGUCAUAUUUUCAAAACGAUAAGAGUUGUAAAUUCAGUCUCAACUGAUCUGUACUGAAGAGGUCCUGAAGAACUUUUAUUCAAUUCUCCACUUUCUUUUUUCUAAACAAAACAAGUCAUUGGUGUUCUCAAAAUUGACUUUUCCUGACGAGCCAACGGGAAAUUCUGAGAGUCUCAACGUGUAUAAAUUCUUAGUUUUCCAGAAACAAGGGCCUCAUUUAGCGGCUUUCUUUGACUUUGAGCUGUCCUUCUUCGAAAACUAGAAAGUUGUCUUCUACAUCAAAAAUUAGUCUCAGCAGAAUUCAAGAAACCCCCUAAGGCAAAGAAAAAGGACCUUCCUUGUAAGAAAGAAAGUUCACAGGAACGACCGCACGUGGACGUCGUCGCGGCUCUGGACGGCUCCUUCGCCAAACACACGCCGCCGAGUCUCUGCGUCCACGCGAAGCUCUCCGCAUCGGCGGCAACUUCCGGUUUCACUCUCGAUUCGAACCAAAAAAAGAAAGAAAGAAGGGAUCUCAGAGGAGUCGUCACGAUGUGAGUUGAAAAGCGACGGCAACGAGAGCUGCGUCAUGCGGAUUCGAGUCCCUUUCGCCUGGUUCACCUACGAAAACAACGUUCGUCCGAAAUCUUUUUAAUGGAAUCCGUCCACUCGUUUUCUUUCUUAUUUAGAGUAUAUUGCGGAGGGAUUGCUGUUUUAUUGUAAGUUAAGAAGUUUAGGGAAAAAAAUACGACGAAAAAAGUCAAAAAAAGUUUUAAAGUUGACAAAGUUUUUGCUCAAACUUUUUUCAAUCGAAAAAAAACGUUCAUCAAAGGAUUUCAGACUGUAGUUGCCUCCUACUCCAUCGGGGAAACUUGUGAAGACGCUCUGGACUUCUCCGGACAAGUUCCGGUUGUCCUGAACCCGCUCAUCAGACAACCGCAGUCAAGGCCAUUAGCCACUCAGCCGCUGUUGUGAACUUAGACCUUUCAUAAUAGUUUCUAACUUGAGUUUGUUCAGCAACGUGACCCUGGUGACCAGCUCGAACUUGACGUUCACCGACAACUCCCUCCAUUCGUUGUUCGUCAACUUCAGCAUCGUGGAAACUCCUCAACCUGUGGAGAUACGGUGAGCUCUUUAAUAAUAAUAAUUUACUCAUCCACAAAGUGAAAAGAAAAAAUAAGUUUAAGAACCGGUUUUAUGUCACCCUCACGAGUGACUUCACCGGAUAUGACAUACAAUAGAUUUUCACAGUAAAUAGAAGUACAUGUAUAAGUAAAUUGAAAUUUGUCUUCUUUUUCACAGGUUAGAAUAUAAACAGUAUAAAAAUCAAAACAGUAUUAUUUGCCGAAAAAAACUCUUUUCUUUGGGAAACCAGAGUUGCCUCCAUAUGGAUUUUUUUGGUCGAACCCGUAAGCCCAGUAAAGCUUAAGUAGUCACUAUGGGGUUUUCUAGUUUUUGUUUCAGGUUUUAAUUACAAAAAGACUAUUCUCUUUAAAUAUUUUUUUAUUCAAAUAAAGCUAAUUUUAUUGAGUUUUCCGUAUGGAGCUGCUUCUUCUUUAACAAUAAACGACUAGCAGGUCGCCUACAGGGGCCACUAACAAAAGCCCCUAUAGAGGCCGUUUUUGCAAGCUGUAGUCGCCCCUUUAGAAGUGGCCCAGAGGGGAGCCUUUAAGGCCUUCUAAGGAUGCCCCUACAUGGACCACUCUGAAGUUCCGCAGUUUAGUAAAGCUGGCGUCAUCAAGUCUCGAAAAAUUCACAACAGUUCGGGCAACACUUUGAAAACUUCAGAAAGAUAUAAAAAAGAAAAAAAAAGGUUUGAAAUUAAAUAAACAAUCGGUCCAGGUUAUGGAUAGACUCACGGCUCUCGGUCCACAACGUCUUCCCAGCUUCUUCCGAUUGGUCGAUCCGAGUCACUUCGGCCCUCCGACCCCUUUUCUACACGUCUUUCCUCUGCACUCCACUGACUAACGCUACAAAGUUUCCAAUAAAGUUAACUCAAAGAACCGAAAUUGUCCCCAGAUGGGAAGGCCGAGUGAUUUCGUUGCUGCUCCAAAUGAAGCCGACGCAAGUGAUUCACGACGACGUCGUGCUGCAUUGGCACGUCAGAAUGUCGCCCACGGCGUCGGAAAAGGUUCGAUUCGAAUUCACCAGAGCUGCUUCUGAGACGGGUUGCCCUGGGGCACCCUACGAAUGGGAUCACAUUGUCCAAAAAGACUCCUUUUUCUUAAUAUUCGCACUAGUUUUUUUUUUUACUUAUUUUCUAAGUUUUACUCUUUUUCAUCUUUGCUCGUCUGGUCGCACUGGGGCGUCUUGUCGGCGUUUCUGGAGCUCAUAGAUUUUCCAAUAUCGAAAGCAAAAUUUCUGUUUUCACAGCUUCGGCGUUUGCUCACAACUGUAGUCUUAAUUGAAAAAAAAAUUCAUUUUCAUCCGCUUUUGAGUUAUUUCACAGCUAAUAAUAAGCCGUCCAAAAAAUUUCAAGAAACUAGGGCCAAUUUCAGAGAAGUUGUGAUCAAAAUAUCAAUUUCAAAUUUUGUGGCCAGUACUAAAAUUCAGUAUUUACACAAAACGGACGACAGUAGACUAAAAACUGUCUCUUUUUCGUUUCAAGCAAUCUUUCAGCUGUCUCGAACACCAAAUUGUUUGGAAAAAAGUUUUAUUUUUGCUUUGAAAUAGAGAACUAAUUGAGAACAUGAUUUUUUCUGCAUUUUUUUACUUCGCAUUCAUAGGGUUUUGUUCUUGAUACAACACUUUUUGAUCAGUCAUUUCUGAAACAUUAAAUAUCUAUUUGUACUUUGCUCUUGUUGCAACAUUUUUUCGAUCCCGACUCGUUUAAAACAAAUAGGAGAGUAGGAAGCUCCUACAGAGCAAAUUUGAUUUUCCAAUGAAAACAUUUUUUUUUGGUUUUUCCAGUUUUUCUCCUUUAAAAACUUCGAUUUCAGGACAACGAGGACCACAAGGUUGCGACCAAAUUCGCGGUAGUUCCUGACGAAACAUGGACCAUCGCUUUGGUCCCAAAAGUACUUUCCAAAUCAGAAUAUUGACCAAAACAUCCAAUUUCUCAGAGAAAUCAGAUAGUCAACACGGCUGUGAUUUCUGGAGAGCAAGUCUCGGUGAAUAUGCGAGUUUUCGCCGUUUCUUUCGGCGGCGGCGUCCGGGACAUCACUGCGGAGAGCCAUUGCAUCUCCAGCCAGUCGAACUUGCUCAAAACCAGCCCUACUUGCACUACUGUUCGCAGACUCAUUAUAAUCAGUUCUUUAUCAAUCAUCAGGUCUAUGUCGAUGGAUCCGAAGUUUCUGGAGGCACUUCUGUCGCCAUCUACGUUCAUUAUUAUCGCUGGACCUCGGCUUUCAGCUUCAGAGUCUGGUUUCCGAGGAUUCCUAUCACAGUGAGAUUUUGGUUAUCUGAUAAAUCCAAAUUUAUGAGCUUUCGAUCUUUGUAACAUGGGUAAGUUAUUUCGAGGACCCUCUGAAGGAGCUGAAAACGUUCCGACAAAAAGGCCGAAAAUAGUUGGAGAUAGUCUGUUGAGGAUCCUUUUUCAUAGCCUCACAGGAUCCUUUUGGAGCCCUCUGGAAUCUGUUUUAGUUGUUUUCAACCUUUUUUCGGAUUUGAAUCACUAAAAAACCUCUCAUUUCAACGAUUUUUUUUUUUUGAAGAUUCGGACCUUUGUAGCGCAAACCGGACGUUUUGAGCAUUUCAAGAAUUCACUUAAGAGGACUGACGACGCUAAAGUGGUCACUAGAAAUGCUCAGAAACGUUUAAGUCACGUCCAGCUUGCGCUACCAAGUUCCGAAGAUAUAGAUUUGCUCGAAAAAAAAAAUAAAAUCAACAGAUCUGGAUGAGCGACGCAGUGAUCCACGGCGUCAAACAGUGGCGAACGGCGACUUGGAAAGAACUCCGGACGUCGAAACUCCGGCGGACGGCCAAGCAGUUCUCCUGCGGACAGCGGUUCCAGCAGAAAAAGCUCAAAGUUCUCGCUUCGAUGUGGGUCGUCGACGAGAGAAACGGCGAGCAACACUAUCUCUCCACACACAGACACAUGCUCCUUGACGUCACCGCCAUCUCCAUCAACUCGUCUGUCGGACUCUGUAGAUCUCAUGGAGAAAGAUUGAUUCAGACUUCACAUCGCCAACAAAUCCGUAGCCACACUCCGAUUCGUGGAUGGGAAGGUGCUCCUUUCUGGAGAGUCUUUCGGAAAUUCAAAGUUAGACCUAAAGAUUGAAGAGCGAAGGGUGGUGGUAUCGGAAGUUGAAAAAGAGUGCAAUUUUGGCUUCCUAAUCGAGUUCUCGAAGUUUGAAUAUGUCAAUGGACGAAAAAAAGAUUUUCGGCGUCUUUCAGGUAUCAUGAUUCAUCUAACCUGGGAAUGGUCUCCACUCGCAGUAGGACUUCUGGGUUAAACCAAUUUUUUAAGAGUAUUUUUUAAAUUUGAUCAGUAUGGUUUCCCAAACCCCUGAGGAGGUCUGUGAAUAAAGUUAUGGACCUCAAAAAUUCAAAAUUUCAACGUCUCCGAUCGAGCUGAUUUUUUGGAGGAUCCUGUCCCAUGGGUAAAACUUGAAAAAAAGUUUUCGAAAGAAAUUUUCUGGAAAGAAGUUAUUACAAAAGAUUUCCGCCAGCGUUGGGACCGAUUCUGUGACCUCUCUAGCCAGGUAGCAGGUCUGAAGUUUCUCUUUUUCUGGAAAAUGAUACCACCACCUUCUGUGUUUUCCAUGAAGUAAAGAAUUUCUUAUUCAAUUGGCAAUUUAUUAGAGUUGUUCUCCGACGAGCCAGCAAUGCAAAAGAACUGGCGAGUGAAGAUUUCGUCGUCGUCGCGGAAGAAGCGAGUAUCGUUGGAUUCUCGACCCACGCCGUCUGUGAUAUCGACGUCGACGUGGCCGCCGUUCCCUUCACGGCUUCUUUCUACAACGUCAGCGUCCUCAUCGAUCGGAAUCUCACUAGGCUCUAUCAGGUGGAUAAAAUGGCAAGAAAGUAUCGAGUAGUCUGUUUUCAAGCGGGGUAAUGAAUGCGUACUGAAACAUAAGUGCCACAAGUUUCUAAAAUUUUCGAAAAAAAAGACGUUUCCAAUUUCUUUGGCUACAGUUUAAAAGUAGGAUGCUGUACAAUUUCUAGAUCGUUAUUGUCCCACAAAAGGAAUCGAAAAAUCUUUUUUUGGAACAUGGUCACUAUUUCUUCACUGGAAUGGCGAACUUUGAGGAGCUAUAAAACGACCGAGAAACAAAAAAAAAUCUAGAGGCUUUAUCUUCUAUUCAUACGUCAGCUGGAUUCAACCUCAGGGUGCGGUCUACUCCCCCCGUCCCAACGUACGGCCUACCUCAGGGGCUGGGAUCCAGCCGAUGUAUAGUUCUAGUUCUCAAAAACAGACUGUUUUAACAUUCAUUGUAAGAGGUCGUGACAGAAAAUCAUUCGAAUCUCAGCACUGCUCCCUGCAAUCGACGCUGAGCUACUCGGACGGCUCGAUUGAACGUCUUGACGACGUUCCAAAUGACAGUGUCAUCGUCCAGGCCGUCUCUAACGAUAGGGCUCUCGCUGUGGCGAACGCCAACGGCAAAGGAGUUGAACUUAUUGGUGAGUUUUCAGCUGGGACAUUUCAGAACCCCACUAGUUUGAAAUUAUGCGAAUAGUGGAGGUUAAAUGGAUAAUUUAGAAAAGAAACUGUAUGUUUUAUAAAAGUGGACUUUUUUUGUUGGCUUAAUUAUAUAAAUUGUAAGAGUACCGAUGGACUUUUUUUGAAAUUUAAGGAAAAAUUUAGAAUAUAUUCAAACCCAGGCAAUAAAAAAAGGGUAUUAAAUACUGAUAAAUGAAAAAAAGGUUCUGUUUUAAAUUUAAAUUUCAUACACCUUUUUCUGAUAAUUUGAUUUUUCGGCAUUACAUGAAUCCUUUUCUAGAAUAAAGCUAGAAAAAAGUCCUGAAAUGCCCUCUAAACUUAAAAUUAAUUUAAAAAUCAAUCGAAUUAAAGUUUUUUUCAGCGAUUGAAGGAAGAUCUGCCGAGUGUUCUGUGGAGAUUUCCCUUUCCGGAGCCGAAGAAUGCGCUCAAAGUUUCCCGACUCCGUUCGCCCAUUCUGUUUCUCUUGUUACUAUGAACAUCGCUUCCUCGAUUCCAAUCAGGACAGGUUCCUCCAAUUCAUAAACUUACAAGAAAAGAAAAAUUGAAUUAAGAAACUUCAACCGUUUCCCUUACCAACCCUGACUUUUCUUCGAACAAGUUUAUGCUCUUCGUUUUGAUUGGAUUUCUAGUUAUUUUCGUUUUCUACCGACUUCUUCGAAAGUACAGCGCUUUCAAGGGGUGAGAAUCCGGGAAAAUGAGGGAAAAUCGGAAUUUCCCUUCUAGAUACGAGCAAUUAGUAGCGCCGCUGAUCUCGAGACUUUCCUCGACGUCUUCUUCGGCCGGUCGAGACGAAGAUACCAACGAGUGGGUCUGGCUGAGCAGCAGUGCCGAGCCGACCAGAUCUACAUUAGGUGGGUGUUUAGGUACUCUAAAAAAACGAGUCUUAAAUCAUUAGAAAAUAAUAAAUUUUUUUAAAGAAAUUACAAUACAACUUUCUACUUCACAGUGUUAAAAAAAGAAAGAUCAAUAAUUUUGUCCAUGGAGCACGAUCACUCCGCGAAAGAUAACCAAAAAUUUUUUUAGGCUUAUUUUUUUCAGAACCGUUCAUUUUUUUUGAAUAAACUUUCGUAGCCUUGCCAAAAAUCAGACAUUCAAAAAGCAUCUCUUAAAAAAUAUUAUUCAACCUCGGAGAUUCCUCAUCGAAGCUUUCUAAACAUGAUAGAACUUUAUAGUUUCCUGGUUUUUUUGUGACACACUUCUUCAAAAAAUAAAAUCGAUAACUCUAACUAGUAAGAGUCUUUUCAAAAUCAAUAGAUCAUUCUCUCAUGCUUUGGAGGGGAGCCCAGCCGUGCUGACACGGGCUCUUACCGGGUGUACCCGGGUUAAACCCGUAAAAGCACAGUUUUCGAACUUUCGUAAUUUUCUACAACAGCUGUGGCACCAUUUCAGUGAAGUUGGAUCCAAGGAUUUUGAAAUAAACACAGCUGGGUCAUUGAUUUUUCUUGCACCCGUUUUCCCCCCUUUUAGCCCGACUCAGACACAAAUAGCCUCAAGAAACACGAGAUAAAUACGGGUGCACCCGACCAGCAUGAGUUUUGAAUCUUUCAGGCUCCGCAUACUCCUACGACGAAUACUCGCAAGAAAACAAAAGGACCCCGACUUCCGGAUCUCCUUCUUACGACGACAACACCAAAACCAGCGUUUCUUAUCGUGGCUCGGAAAUCAGUGUGUUCAUCUCACCGACACCUGUCGUUUCGGUUCAGAAAACUAUUAUUUUUCAAAAAAGGGAACAAUUUAGGUGAACAAUGCGCCUGAAUCGACGGGUGGAAGGUUUCGAUUUGCUCGGCACGCUCUCGUUGAUUCCACUUCUGAUCAUAAUCUCGCGAGGGUUGUUUCUCGAGGUGUGACUUUGGGAAAUAUCAUAUGAAAAACUAAAAAAAAACCGGGAGAAAAGUGGUUAAAAUUUUUCUAGGUUAAGUGUGCUCUGUGGAAAAAGUUGAAAUGCAAAUGGUUUCUGAUAAAUUGGUGUAAAAUAUUAUUUUCUAAUUUUUAGGUCAUCUACAGUUAUACUCUUCCGAGAGAAACACGUUGAAAAAUAUAUUCUAGAUUAAAUUCACGGCAAUAAAUUUUUGUGUUUGCCAUGGAGCGCACAUGAUGAACUAUUUUGAGCCUAACUAUAUGUUCAGUUUAUUCAUUGCUUAAAAGUCAUCAGAAAAAAAUUUAGGAUAAGUUUUAAAAAAUUUAGACGAGAUGCGUCUCUCUUCUCCUGGAUAUAUCUAGCUUCUGAUGGUUCUAGGCUCAGAACCACCUUUUCUAUAUAGCUAUAUGAACUUGUUAUUUCAAAAAACCUUUUGAAGUUUCUUUUUCAGUCCAAUUUUUCCCAUAAUACUUCAAUUGAGAAAUAUUCUGAACCAUACUUAAAGAUCCUCAACUUUCUACCAAACCUUUUUAUUUCUUUUCUCUGAAUUUCACUGUUUCCAGACGAUUCCUGGAACGACCAUCACACGUGGACAUGGCGCAAACGACAAGAUGGCGUGCAACGCGAAAGUGUCGCGUAA
Molecule: messenger RNA, 12860 nt
Organism: Caenorhabditis auriculariae
Lineage: Eukaryota; Metazoa; Nematoda; Chromadorea; Rhabditida; Rhabditidae
Source: the annotation of a GenBank genome assembly